This is a messenger RNA of Hypanus sabinus (Atlantic stingray), 3930 nucleotides long. It is a transcript of the gene paqr7b, whose product is annotated as progestin and adipoQ receptor family member VII, b. The record is from RefSeq and is a predicted model, not a curated record. Gene Ontology annotation, biological process: response to steroid hormone. NCBI's taxonomy places the organism in Eukaryota, Metazoa, Chordata, Chondrichthyes, Myliobatiformes, Dasyatidae. Bases 366 to 1424 code for a protein of 352 amino acids. Gene Ontology annotation, molecular function: nuclear steroid receptor activity; steroid binding. Gene Ontology annotation, cellular component: plasma membrane. The transcript is spliced from 3 exons.
GUGUGCGGUGUCGGAUCGGCGGUGCCAAGCGGAGAACGGUGGCAGAAUAGCGAGCAUCAGUAACGGCGGCUUUCUCCAGUCUUGUGUCGGUCACACCCGGAACAGUAUACAUAGCAUUCAGCAGUUUAAAACAAUCGUGGAUGUAUUUCGAAUAUCUUCGGUGCGGCUUUGGGUACAGGCGAUGGUCAAUUCCAACUCUGCGACUGCCAAGUGAUCGGGCUUCUGAGAAAUCGGUUCGUGUCUGGCUGGGCAAGUGAUGCCUAUUCAUUCCUGCCCACUGGCCGUCGGAAGAGAGCGAUAAAUUGUGAGGGCACUGUUUUCUUCGGCGAAGUGGUAUCAGAGUUGGUAAGAUCCCCAGUGUUACCAUGACGACCGUGGUGAUGGAACAGAUUGGUAGACUCUUCAUCAACAUCCAGCAGAUCCGUCAGAUCCCAAGCCUGGUGGAGCAGUCCAUUCCCAGCCUGCCAUGUACUGUGAAGGAUUGGGAGGUGCCGCGGAUAUUCCGGGAGCCGUACAUCAAUUCUGGCUACAGACCAGUGGAGCAGAGCUGGCGAUACUACCUGUUCACCUUGUUCCUGCGGCACAACGAGUCAGUCAACGUCUGGUCCCACCUCUUCGCUGCGCUGAUUAUCCUCCUGAAGCUGCAGGAGUUCUCCCAGACGGUGGACUUCUGGUCAGACCGGCAUGCAUUGCCACUGUUGAUCCUCCUCCUCUCUGCCUUCUGCUACCUGACCUGCAGCUCCCUUGCCCACCUCCUGCAUGCCCGUUCGGAGUUUGCCCAUUAUUCCUUUUUCUUUGUGGACUACAUUGGUGUGGCAGUCUAUCAGUAUGGGAGUGCUUUGGUCCACUAUUACUACUCCAUUGAAGAGGAGUGGUACCAUGUCAUCAAAACGUUCUACCUCCCCAUGGCCACCUUGUUGGCUUGGAUGUCCUGUUUAGGAUCCUGCUAUGCAAAAUCUAAUGCCAAGUUACUGCACCCUUGGUCACGCAAACUCUACCAGAUAGUCCCAGCAGGGCUGGCCUACAUGUUGGACAUCAGCCCUGUGGUGCACCGGAUAUAUAGCUGCUAUUCGUCAAAUUGCACUGACGCUUCCAUUUGGUACCACCAAUGUCAGAUCAUCUGCUUCCUCAUAAGUGCUCACUUCUUCUCUUGUCCUCACCCAGAGAAGUGGCUCCCAGGAAAAUGCGACAUCUUCCUGCAGGGGCAUCAGAUUUUCCAUGCUUUUAUGGUCUUCUGCACCCUGGCACAACUGGAAGCUGUCCAUCUGGAUUAUAAAUACCGGCAGCAUUUCUAUCAGACAUGGCACAGCGACUCCACCUGCUCUGUGCUGAUCUGUCUCGCGGUGAUCGUUUCCUCCAGCGUUGUCACUGCAGUCUACAUGAGGCACCUCAUCAAAAUCAAACUCGGCCUCAAAGAGAAAUGAAGAUGGGUGCUUCUCAAUCCAGCAUCUCACUUAUCUUGAAUAUACCAUCCAUUGGGGAGAGGCAGAAGGGUAGGGAAAAACUGACUCUGGUUUCUAGAACUGACUCUGUGCCUGGGAGUUCGAUUCUUGGAUUGAAAUCUACAAUGAUUUCUAUGGCAUUUUCACAUGAGACUGGCUGUGAGUUUUGGCAAGCAUCAAGGACGUGCAAGGAUUUGUCAAAUACUGUAAUACUGAAUGCCUUAUAUCUUUGCAUAGCACCUACAUUGUAAUUGGUGAAUUUGUUCAGUUAGUACUUGCUCAAGCAGAGCAGGCCACGUGUGGUCAUGGCUCACUGCAGAGUAUAGUUGGGCAAUGAGCACCUGCUAGCUUCGGGUAUCUUUAUCCUUGCCAGUUCUGAUAAAUUUGAACAGGAACUCUGUUUCUCUUUCCACAGAUGCUGGCUGACCUCCUAAGUGUUCCCUGCAUUUUAUUUUUUCCCGGUUCUCUAAUACUCAAAUCAUUUGUCAAGAGUCAUUUAUCUUGCUCCCGCUGUCAAAAUACACUUAAAUAUGAUUGAGAUUAGAGGUAUUUAUAAUAUCCAAAGUUUACAUUGAAUACACUACACAAUGAUCUUGAUUGAUGCUGAGAAAGUCAUUGAUCUAAAUCAUCAUCAAAAGCCUAUAUCUGGAUGUGCAAGGAUAUGAAAUAUAGCAGUGUUACAGAGCUGUGGCUGAUGUGGAGAUAAUCAACUGCAGUCCACUUUUUAAAAAGUGUACUGCAGUAAAGAAUUAAUUUAUCAUAUCUCCCAGACCAGAAUACUUUAAAUUAUCGGUUCCAUUCCAGCUUUUUCUAUUCACUCUCUGCACCACUGAAUAGCUUUUGGUGACAUUCUAUAUACCUGUAUUUCCUUAUCGGUGCCAAGGUAGUGUAACACUUAGCCCGACGCUAAUACAGCUCGAGGCGUUGGAGUUUGGAGUUCAAUUCCAACAUCAUCUGUAAGGAGUUUGUAUGUCUUCCCUGUGGAAUGCAUAGUUUUUCUCUGGGUCCUCUGGUUUCCUCCCGUAAUCCAAAGACGUACCGGUUAGUAGGUUAAUUGCUCGUUGUAAAUUGUCCCGUGUUGGGCUGGGAUUAAAUCAGGGGUCGCUGGGCAGAGUGGCUGGAAGAGACAGAAGACCCUAUUCCACAUUGUAUCUUCAAAUAAAUAAAUAAAGUCAAUAGAAGGAGACCAUUUAGUUCAAGUCCACAUUGGCACUCAGAGUAAUCCGAGCCACCACUGUUUUCCUCUGUUACUUAUCCUCGCAUGUUCCCUUUAGCUUCCCCCAGCCCCUCCCCAAUGUUAUCAUGUGUAUAACAACUAGGGGCAAUUUGGGCAGUUACCCUACCAAACUUCAUGUUUCUUAGGAUGUGGGAGGAUACAGAGCAUCUGAAGGAAACCCAUGUGGUCACAGGGAAAAUGUCAAAUUCCACACAAAGUUCUCAGAGGAGUUGUCAGUCAUCAUGAGACUACAGGUUUGAUCUGGCUUGUCACAGCUGUCUGUGCAGGAGGUAGUGUAAAUGUCAGAAUUGGACGUUUUAAAGAACUUCCCUGCUCUGUAAAUAAUGCCAUAGGAUAUUUAGCAUCCACCUGUGCAAACAACAUUGGUCACUGGAUAGCUCUGAUCCUGGCCAACACCACUUGAGGUAGUUGGUGCCUACUCUUGCCAAGCAUUAUGCAUAGGUAUUACUGAUGGUUGACUCUUGAGAAUUAUUGAGGCUGUCCAAAUGUGAAAGAACAUUUUGUAUCUCCGUAAUGUUGUGCUCCUCAAGUUCAAAUUGAAUUUUGGAAAAUCAUAUAUUUCAGUGGCAUGCCAGGAUUAAACACUUCUGUGUAAUUAUGGUCACUUGGUGUUCUGCCUCCUGCCAAAUCUGAACUGUGUCAGAAGCCUUCCCCGUCUGCUCCAUGGACAGCAGUGGCCGAUAUGUUGCUGCUUCUGUGGCCCAGGAAGGAAAGAUUGGAGGUGCAAACAAUUAUAAAGCAGCAAAAAUGGAACCUUGUGUAUGUGUGCUUUAGUGAUGUGGGUUGAGAGGUAUCAAUCUGUUUCCCUUGAAAUAAAUGUCAUUAACUCCUCUAUGUUCGCCUGAGUUUACAGCACAUCCAGAAAGUGUGUAGUCUGGGGUAUCACACAAAUGUUUUUUUUAAAGUAAAAGGCUGAAAUAGGAGUGUAUUCCACUAACCACGAAGGAGCAGAAACCGCUUGCUGGAUACAGUGCACAUAAUGCUUACUUGACCUCACUGUUCACAAAGAAUGAAAGGUUAUGCUGAACAACUGCUCUGCUGUUUUCUUCUUUGUUGCACUGUUUUGCAAUACUCCUGCUGUGAUAUUGGAAAGGAGGAUGAUCUUUGUGGUUGCCCUCUAUUUCCAACUGAGGGGGAGAAAGGGUGAAGUUCUGGGCAUAAUGGAAUGAGGCAGCACUGUUUAUGAAGCAAGACUUUCAGCCUUUCAACAUGUGUACACAUGCAAAUAAAAUCAUAUCCAAUGUUUACAAA